CGCUGCCAAAGAGACACAACAGCGUCACACCACACAGUCCAACGCCGCCUCUGACCAAGCGCGCAGCCUCGUCGCCCGUCGCAGCGCACCCCGCCUCCACUCCGCGCCGCCGCCGCCGCCAUGGCCGGCAUCCUCUGGGCCGCCGACCCCUUCGCCGAGCUCGUCGAGCGCGCCACCUCCGAGCUGCUGCCCGCGGGCCAGGAGGACAUUGCGCUCAACCUCGACAUCUGCGACCGCGUGCGCGCAAAGGCCGUGCAGCCGCGCGCCGCGGCACAGGCCAUCCGCAAGCGCCUGGCGCACAAGAAUCCAAACGUCGUGCUGCUGGCGCUUGGGCUCACCGACAUCUGCAUCAAGAAUGGCGGCGAUCACUUCCUUGCCGAGGUGGCCUCGCGCGAGUUCAUGGACAAUCUCGUCUCGAUCCUCAAGGCGCCCUCGGGCGUCAACCACGAGGUCAAGGCCAAGGCGCUCGGCCUCAUUCAGAACUGGGCGCAGCUGGCCGAGGCGCGGCCCGGCUCGUCGAUGAGCUACAUCAGCGAGACGUACCGCUCGCUCAAGUCGUCCGGCUUCGACUUUCCGCCGCGCGACCCGUCGGCUGUGAUCAGUGCCGCGCUCGUCGAGACGAUGACGGCGCCUGAGUGGGUCGACUCGGACGUGUGCAUGCGCUGCCGCACGGCCUUCACGACGUUCAACCGCAAGCACCACUGCCGCAACUGCGGGCAUCCCUUCUGCCAGCAGUGCUCCUCGCACACCAUGUCGCUGCCGUGGUUCGGCGUGGGCCAGGACGUGCGCGUGUGCGACGGCUGCCACGCCAAGCGCGCGCCGCCCAAGAAGUCCGUGUCGUCGACGUCGAGCGGCAGCACCAAGCUCAACCGCUCGCGCUCCGACGCGCAUGUGACGCCGUCGGGUAGAGGUGGCGCAGCGCACCAGCGCUCCAACACGCUCGGCUCGAAGCCCGCUGCGCGCUCGGCCGGCUCAGGCACGCGCCGCCAGCGCGAGGAGGAUGACCUGGCGCUCGCGAUCAAGCUCAGUCUGGAGGGCUCGGGCGGCGCAGGUGCCUCGUCGAGCGGGCCCGGCGCCAGUGGCUACGUGCCUUCGCAGCCGCCGACGGCGCGUGCCACGCGACAGGCCGACGGCCGCAUGAUGGAGGGCACGGACGCAGACGAUGACCCGGACCUGGCAGCUGCCAUCGCGGCCAGCCUGCGAGACUACGCUCCGCCGGCGCCAAGCGCGCCCGAAGGCCUGCCGGGGCCGGACGAGCAGAGCAGCACGCCGCGCCCGCACGACGGCGGCGCACGUGGCAGCGGCCGUCAGCCGCAGCAGAUGGCUGUGCCGCCGUCUCUCGAGCUUCCUGCACAGGACGUCGACGCGCUUCUCUCCUUCGCACAGGCGGUAGCGUCGCACGAGAACUACGCGCGGCAACAUGGCGCCUAUCCGGCGGCACAUCCGGGCCCGGAGCAGCAGCAAACUCAGGCGCUGCUGGAGCGCGCCUCUGCGGCACGGCCACGCAUGGCGCGCAACCUCGAGGAGGGCAACCGGCGGCACGGCGUGCUGGUGUCGAUGCACGACAAGCUCACCGAGGCGGUGCGCCUCUACGACCGGAUACUCGAUGCUCAGCUGUCGCGUCCGCCGGGUGCCUAUGGCCAACAGUACGGCGCACCGCCUCAGCAGUUUCAAGGCGCAUAUGGACAUCAGCAGCACUACGCUGGCCCACCUGGCCAUGCGGAGCCGUCGCCCGCGCCUGGUCAUCAGCAGCACGGCCAGUACUAUGCCGCGCCUCCUCAGCCAGGCUACAUGGCACAGGGCCAGGAAGGCUACGGCUACGGCGGCCACUCUGGCCCGUCUCAGCCGCCUCAGCGCGCCGGCAGCGUGUCCUAUGCUGCAGCCCCAGGUGCACCGCCGUCGCACUAUCCGGCGUCGCCAACGUCCGAGUUCGCGCCAUCGCACGCGCUCGCUCCUCCGCAGCACUACGCUCCUGGUGCGCACCAGGGCCAGGCGCCGCAGCAGCAGUACCAGCAGUACGCUCCGCCCUCGCCGGUCAUGUCCAUGGCUGCGACGCCCACGCCCACCGCCGAUGGCCGCACUAGCUACAUGCAGCAGCCGCAGCAGCCGCAGGCGCCCGGCUAUGGCGGGCCACAGGGCGCAUUUGCUGCACCGCAAGCGCAGCAGCCGUAUCAGGCACCGCAGCAGCAGGGGUAUCCAGGCGCGCACGGCUACAGCGCACCUGAGGCUCACGCCUACGCCAAUGGUCCUUCGGCACCGCAGGCCUCGGCUCCGCCGCCGUCGCACGAGCAGCAGCAGUGGCAGUCUCUGCAGUCGCUUCCGCCGGCGCCGCAUGGCACUGCGCCCGCCAUGUCGCCAGGCGCAGGAGUGCCGGCGCACCACAACCCUCUCGAGUCGCCCGUCGGCGACAUGUGGAACACCGCACAGUCACCGCCGGCGCACUAUGGUGCCGCGCCCAGCGCGAGUCUGGACGGCACGGCCGCUGCGUUCGGCGCGAUGAACCUGCAGGGCGCAUCGGCGCCGCAGGAGCACCCUGCUCACGCCUCGCCGCUCUCGCCCGUGCGCCCGCCGAGUGUCGGCUCGACGGUCAGCACGAGCAACAUGAGUGCGUGGCGCGACAUCCCCAUCGCACCGACGCACCCGCCCUCGGAGCCCGUCAAGCAGCAGGAGUCGUGGCAGCGUCCCAUGGAGGCCUCGCUCAUUGACUUGUAGCCGUCGUGCCCCGUUCGUCGGUGAUGCAGAAUGAUAUCAGAUUUCCAGCGCA
Tilletiopsis washingtonensis is the source of this 2764-nucleotide messenger RNA. RefSeq names its product ubiquitin binding protein. The transcript is spliced from 3 exons. The coding region runs from base 121 to 2712 and encodes 863 amino acids. Gene Ontology annotation, molecular function: metal ion binding; ubiquitin binding; phosphatidylinositol binding. NCBI's taxonomy places the organism in Eukaryota, Fungi, Basidiomycota, Exobasidiomycetes, Entylomatales. The record is from RefSeq and is a predicted model, not a curated record.